GAACGCACUUUGGAAGUCACAUACGUCAAAAUGGCUGAACUGAUCGCGAUACCAUUGAAAAAGCCUUCCGACGUAGAUAUAAUAAAACCGCUUACAAAUGUCAUUAAAUCGACCUACAACAGCCCGGGCAAUCAGAAGGAUUAUACGGAGGCUAUCGCGGAAUUUAGCAAACUGAGAAACAACGCUCUUUGGCGGGCCUUUGAGAAGUAUGAAAGUUCCUUGCAGGUUAUCUACAGUUAUUAUGAUCAGUUAUGUGCUCUGGAAGGAAAAAUUCCUGCUCACGAAUUACAAAUACCAUUCAAGUGGAAAGAUGCCUUUGAUCGUACAAUUUUUGGUGGAAACUUAGUUUAAGUAACCAUUAGCACAUUGGCAUAUGAAAAAGUAUGCGUACUUUUCAAUAUUGCUUCUUUACAAAGUUCGGUAGCUGCUACACAAUCGUUAGACAGCGAUGAAGGAUUGAAGCUGUCAGCCAAAUUAUUUCAGCAAUCAGCUGGAAUAUUUAAUUAUUUGAAAGGAAAUGUCAUGAUGGCAAUUCAACAAGAACCGACACCUGAUAUUAGCCCAGAAACACUCGGAGCAUUGAGUGCGUUAAUGCUUGCGCAAGCACAAGAAAUAUUUGUGCAUAAAGCGAUUCACGAUUCUAUGAAAGAUGGUAUUGUUGCUAGAUUAGCAGCACAAGCAGAAGAAUUAUAUGCAGAUGCUUUGAAAUUAUUUCAAAAAGAGAUUUUCCGUGCAUUUUGGGAUAAAGAAUGGGUGCCUUUGAUAGCAGGUAAACAAGCUGGUUAUCGCGCUAUGGCUGAAUUUUAUCAAUCACUCGUAUGUAAAAAUAAUAAAUCAAUUGGAGAAGAAAUUGCUAGAUUAGAGCAUGCUGUGGAAUUGUUCAAAGCUGCCCAGCAGAGAUCAAAUAAACCGAACUUAUUCCAAGAUUAUGCCAACAAAGCACAGAGAAAUCUAACGGAAGUAAAAAAGGAUAAUGAUUUUAUUUAUCACGAAAGGAUUCCAGACAUCAAGAAUGUAGAAGCUAUAGGGAAAGCCAGCGUUGCUAAAUUACUCCCGCUUCCCGAAAUAUUUAGUUCUGAUUUUAAAGAUUUGUUUGCGGAACUAUUACCUGUUACUAUACACAAUGCAUUGUCAGCUUACGAGAAUCGUCGUAAUGAGCUUGUUAAUUACGAAGUUUCAAAUCUGCGAGAAAUGACUCAACUUUUAAACAGUGUUUUAGCAAGUUUGAAUCUGCCAGCAGCUAUAGAAGAUACAAGUGGAACAGAAAUACCUCAAUCGCUAUUGGAGAAAGCACUUUAUGUGCGAAAUGAAGGAGGUAUACAAGCUUUGGAACUAGCUAUGAAAGAGUUGCCUGAUUUAUUGCAACGUAAUAAAGAACUUUUAGACGAGUGUGACAGAAUGUUGCAAGAAGAACGUGAUUCCGACAAUCAACUAAGAGAACAAUUCAAAGAACGUUGGAAGCGAACACCCAGUGUCCGAUUAACGGAACAAUUUACUAACAAUUUACAAAAAUAUCGUGAAAUUAUAAAUAAUGCAGUUACUGCUGAUAAGGUGGUUCGUGAAAACUUCGAAAAUCAUAAAGAAGGAAUGGAAAUUUUAAGUCUGGAUGAGGAUGAACUUACAAGGGUUGUUCCACAAGGUUCAGCUGUUCAGGAGAGUAAUGUUGUUAUGCAACUCAGGAAAUUAAUGGAUCAAGUAGAAACAUUGAAAGCUAAACGAGAUGCUAUUGAAAGCGAAUUCAAAUCCGCUACCAAUGAUAUGAAGACUACAUUUCUUUCGGCUCUAGCCAAAGACGGCGCGAUCGAUGAGCCAAAUUUAUCUGUCGAGAGUUUGGGAAAAUCUUAUGGGCCCUUACAAAAACAAGUACGAGAAAGUAUAGCGCUUCAAGAAAAAUUAGUCGCUGAAAUUCAGACAUGUCAUACAGAAUUUACGAAUGAACAAGCUGGUACUGGUAGUGCGCGAGAAGCGAUGCUCUGUAAAUUGGCUUCCGCUUACGACGCAUUUAAAGAGCUAAAGAGCAACCUAACAGAAGGAGUUAAAUUUUAUAACGAUUUAACGCAGCUACUGGUAGUUUUCCAAAAUAAGAUAUCAGACUUCUGUUUCGCACGAAAAAGAAAAGAGGAACUGUUGAAAGAUUUAACAACGAACUUGAGUCAUACCGGUCCCGCUACAACGCCAAACAUUCCAUCUCAUCAUAGUGGACCGUCUGGUGUCAAUCAACCAGCGGAAAUGGGUACAGCACCGCCGCAGCUACCAUAUCACGCACACCAAGGUGGUAUGCCUAUACCUUACGGCGCUACACCAGCAACGCCCUAUCCAACGUAUGUUCCUCCACCGAUGCCAACAACGUACAAUCCAUAUGCUACAAUGCCAUACCCACAACAAGGAGCUUACAAUCCGUUUCAAGGUAUGCCUCAAGUUCCAUACGGAGGCUAUGCGACAUUGCCGCGUUACGGUGGUGCUCAGCCCCCACAUGGUCAAAAUCCAUGGUGAAUUAUACAAGCAGAUUUAGUAUACACUGUGAUUUUACGUAAAUUGCAUAACAAUUUCAAUAUUUAUGUAUAAUAUUUUAUACAAAAACCUGCUAUAUAUUAAUCAAUAUUCGGAGCUAAUAUUGUGUAAAGUUAAGGGAAUUUGCGUUUACUAAUCGUUUCGCCAUACCGAGGAUGCCUUCAGUUUGAUGCUACAAAAGUUUUAAUUUACUUUAUUGAUUAAUCGCACGGGAUGAAAAAGGCAAAUAUAUUUUUGCUCGGAUUAAUUAAUAAAGAUUUAAAACUUUCUUAGCAUCAAAUAGAGUGCAAUUCUCGAAUCCUCCAAUAUAGAUUGAUCGUUGGUAUUUGUUAAGCUUUAAGUGCUGCUUAUCAAUUUGUGUAGAGAGCACAUAUUAUCGAUUUAUAAAUAUAUUUUGUAAAAUAAAAAAAAAUAUAUAUAUAAAUUA
Nylanderia fulva is the source of this 2938-nucleotide messenger RNA. NCBI's taxonomy places the organism in Eukaryota, Metazoa, Arthropoda, Insecta, Hymenoptera, Formicidae. The record is from RefSeq and is a predicted model, not a curated record.